Messenger RNA from Geodia barretti, 2929 nucleotides. NCBI's taxonomy places the organism in Eukaryota, Metazoa, Porifera, Demospongiae, Tetractinellida, Geodiidae. The record is from the annotation of a GenBank genome assembly.
CACAGGCACAAUGGAUGCUAUCAAGCAACUGGAACUUGCAAAUGUUAAAGUGUAUAAAAAUGCCAAGGAAACGGGUCGACUACUCGGUGUUGGCUCAUUCGGGUGCGUGGUGGAACUGACCAUCAAGGGCGCGGGGAAGUUUGCGGGAAAGAAGAUUCACGAAGCUCUUAUUGUCGACGGAGAUACCAGUCUCCUCGUCAAAGAGUGUAAGCUAAUGUCGGAACUGAUUCACCCCAGCAUUGCGAAAUUCUACGGCGUCUGCAACCUGCCGUCCAGAACCGCUCCGGCGUUGGUCAUGGAGCUAAUGGACCACAGUCUGGAGGAUUUCCUCGAGAAUAAGACGUUCCAUCUCCCGCUCACGACGGCUACGUCCAUCCUUAUCGACAUAGCCAACGGUCUCACUUACCUACACGGUCGGACGCCUCGCGUUCUCCACCGCGACCUGACUGCGCGAAACGUUUUACUCGACAGGUACACGAACGCAAAGAUAACGGAUUUCGGCAAUGCCAGGAUCAUCGACGCAGCCAAAAUCGGUAAAACCAUGACCCAGGCCCCAGGUACCAGCGUCUACAUGCCUCCCGAGGCACUGGAUCCCCACACGACGUACUGCGACCGGCUCGACAUUUUCUCUUUCGGGCACCUCGCGCUCUACACACUCAUACGAGAAUUUCCGAGAGAGCUCCUUCCCGCCACAUACAUACAAGACGCGGAAGGCCAGGUUGUGGCUCGAAGCGAGGUUGAGCGAAGGAGCAAGUACAUGGAAGCUCUAGACGUCAAGCUGCCUGAACUAAACCACAAGCUUUACCAGUUGACUCGGCAGUGCCUGCAAAACGACCCCACUAAGAGGCCAGACGCAACCGCGCUCUUGAGCAAACUACAGGAGGUCCUCUGCCUGGAGUAUGGAGAACUCUACGCCACAACAGGCACUGAAGAAUCAACGGCAGAUGCAGAUCGUAAACUCCUUGAAGAUAAGCGUGAAGGUCAGGUAAAAACAGGUCUGAUAGAGAAGAAGUCCAGAAUACUCAGCAGGUGGAGUGAGCGAGGGACAUGGAGAGCUCACACAUUCGCAGUCGACUACAAGAGAGGGACUUUCAAAUACACAAGGAGUGGGUCAUUUCCAGCAAAAGGUCCUGUGAUUCAGCUGGACAACAUAACUGAGGUGAAGGAACUGGAGCAAGACGGACCAAGGUUUCCAUUUGAAGUCCACCACAAAGGAAAACACUCCCCUUGGGAGCUGAGAGUCUACUCAGAGGUACAGAGAAGGGAAUGGAAGGAGAAACUACAAAUGCACGCAGAAGCUUCAAGCCCACUGCUUACAAGAUCUGAAAAGGAGAAGGAAGACAUCGAUGCCUCCAUCGACGAAUGCAUCUACGACAAGAUUAUCGAUGUCCUCAACAACAGGUUCAACCCCAACCAAUUGGACGAAUUCACCAAGAAGCUACAAACCCACACGUAUGCAACACUUCCCGCUGACAGCAGAAUCCUGCCCGCUAUAAAACGUCCACCCAUGGAUCAGCCAGCACCAUCUCUACAAAGAUUUCCAGCUGUGCCUCCACCUCCAGAGACAGACCUUCCACUGCUCCCUCCCAAACCACCAAGGAAAAAGCUAAAAGAGCCCCUCGCAGACAAAACAUUGAAGCAGCCAUCGCCGUCAAGCACACCAGGGAGCUCAAUGCUCUCUCUGACAGUUGAUCCGGCACUCCCAGUGCUACACAAGACACAAAGAUCCAUGUCACUCCCAUCGGUGGAGCCCAUGCCCCUUGAUGUGGGCAAAUUACCUGUGCGUCGCCUCAAAAACGGCAGUGACAGAGGACUAUGAAGACAUGGAUUCUGGUCUAGUCUCAGAGCAGAGUUCCAGGCUGGCACUGGCACAAUUGUUGCCACCAACUUUGCCGCCACGGCGACCAGCCAGUCCAUGUGCUUCACUUGAAGCUCUUCAGAGAGAAGCGCUCGCAAUUUCUCUCUCCUCUCUGACAGAUGUUACAAAGAUCGGAGAAGGCCAGUUUGGAGAUGUAUACACGGCUAAGAUGAAUAGAUCCACUGUUGCUGUGAAGGUCAUCAAAAGGUACUCGUCGAAGAGAGUGAAGGAGCAGUUUGAGAAUGAAAUGAGCACCAUGAGCCAGGUCUCCCACCACAACAUUGUCAGGCUCCAUGGAAUCAUCAGAGAUGGUCCUCUCUCGCCUGCACUGGUAAUGGAGUUUUUACAAAACGGAGACCUCAGGACAUUUUUGAGCGUAAGUCACAAAAAUGUUGAUUUGCACAAUAACUCUUUCUUCUGGACUGUAGAGGGAGCCACAAUCGCACGAGUUCCUCAUGAAAUGUAUGAGUGACAUAGCAAUGGGAAUGCACUAUCUUUGCGAGAGAGGACUAAUCCAUCGGGUAAGCUGACACAAUUAUUGCAUAUUUUGAGAACCAAACUACUUAAUGAGUAGUGAGUCAAACUAUACUCAACGAGUCACUUCAUUUUCCAGGACCUGGCAGCACGAAACGUCUUACUCGAUGACAAUAAAAACCUGCAAAGUAUCUGACUUUGGAUUGCUACGGGAGGUUCCAAAGGACAAGAAUGUGUACAUCUCGCAAGGCGAUGGUCCGUCACCACUACGGUGGAUGGCACCCGAGAGUAUUACCGACAACAUCUUCUCACCUGCCACUGAUGUGUGGAGUUUCGGAAUAGUGCAGUGGGAAAUGUUCUUCCCCGGCAAACAACCCUACCACGACAUGCAGACUACGAAGAUGAUUGUGAAAGUGGCCAGUGGGUAUCGAAUGCCCAUCCCUAGGGGGUGUCCAGCUCUGGCGGCAAAGAUCAUGAAGGCUUGCUGGCAGCAUGAUCCAAACGAGAGACCCACUUUUCUGCUCAUUUCAAACCUUCUUAGCUCACGGGAUCGACUGUUAAUCACUCAGUAAUGCAGAAAUAAUCUCAUAUUAUUAC